Messenger RNA from Daucus carota subsp. sativus, 1857 nucleotides. Its product is annotated as gibberellin 20 oxidase 1-D. The transcript has 3 exons. Gene Ontology annotation, molecular function: gibberellin 20-oxidase activity. Gene Ontology annotation, biological process: gibberellin biosynthetic process; unidimensional cell growth; response to light stimulus. The record is from RefSeq and is a predicted model, not a curated record. Bases 406 to 1533 code for a protein of 375 amino acids. Lineage: Eukaryota; Viridiplantae; Streptophyta; Magnoliopsida; Apiales; Apiaceae.
CCCAUGGAAGAGAGCUUACUGUGACUCUACAUUCUAUAUAAAUAUGUGCAUUAACAUGCCUAUAUCUAUAUGUCUUAUGUCACAUUUCAUUAUAUAUUACUAUCUCUGCAUUACCCUCUAGAUAGAAAAACAAAAACACACACAGGACGUAGUGUCAUGCACACUAAACUGAGAGGGAUAGAGAAGAAAGAUUCAAUAGUGAACUCUUUUUAAUAUUCCAGCUUUUGUUAACCGACUUCUCCAAGAAACGGCUUUGGCUUUUCUCUUCGACUCAAUUGCCACCUUAUUACGAUCCUAUCUUCUCUAGUUCCUACCAACAAUCCUUCUACUUUGAGGCUUGAGCUAUACCAUACAUACAUAUAUAUAAAUAAGACCCCUGUCCAUUUUUUAAGUACCUGUUCAAGCAUGCCAAUGCCAUCUCCUGUAUCACUCAAAUCUCGGUCUUCGCCAACAAAUGAAACAAAAAAAGAACUGGUAUUUGACGCAUCCCUUUUUCAACAUGAACUAAACAUACCUGCACAGUUUAUAUGGCCUGACCAUGAAAAGCCAUGUUCUGAUCGAUCACCUCCACUUGUUGUACCACCCAUCGACUUAAAAGGGUAUCUUGCUGGUGAUCCCUCUGCCAUCUCAAAUGCCAUAAUGCUCAUCAAUGAGGCCUGUCAAAAGCAUGGUUUUUUUCAAGUUGUGAAUCAUGGAAUUGAUUUGGAACUGAUAAAUGAAGCUCACAAGCAUAUAAGUGGCUUCUUUGGAAUGCCAUUCUUGGAAAAGAAAAGAGCAGAGAAAAAGGCCGGCGAUAUUUCUGGAUAUGCUAGUAGCUUCACUAACAGGUUUUCUUCAAAGCUUCCAUGGAAAGAAACGCUCUCUUUUCGAUAUUCUGCUGAUCAACAAUCUGCCAACAAAGUUGAAGAUUAUUUCACAAAUGCAAUAGGUGAAGAUUUCAGGCAGUUUGGAAGGAUUUGUCAAGAAUAUUGCGAAGCUAUGAGCAAUCUGUCUCUUGUUAUCAUGGAGCUUCUUGGAAUGAGCCUUGGUAUUGGUCCAUCAUAUCUUCGGGAGUUUUUCGAAGGAAAUGACUCCAUAAUGAGAUUAAAUUACUAUCCUCCUUGUCAGAAACCGGAUCAAACUCUAGGAACUGGACCUCACUGUGAUCCUACAUCCUUGACCAUUCUUCAUCAAGAUGAUGUUGGUGGUCUUGAGGUGUUUUUUGACGAUAAAUGGCAUUCUAUCCUUCCUGACAAGGAAGCUUUCGUUGUAAAUAUUGGUGACACGUUCAUGGCCCUAUCCAACGGAAUUUACAAGAGUUGCUUGCACAGAGCUGUGGUAAACAAUUGUACACCAAGGAAAUCUCUUGCAUUUUUUCUUUCCCCUAAGAUGGAUAAGGUGGUAAGGCCGCCAGAAGCGCUGGUUCUGGACAGUGCAAGAAAUUUCCCUGAUUUCACAUGGUCAACUUUUCUCGAAUUCACACAGAAACACUACAGAUCAGACAUGAAAACACUUGACGCUUUUGCACACUGGCUACAAGAUAGAAACAAGUAAUACAAAUAUAUAAUGUGAACUAAGUUCGUGUUGGAAGGAGAGGACAGAAGAGAUCAACAAAAAGGGGAGUAGCUAAAGAUUUUUUAGCUGUUAACGUCCUACAAUGUACUGGUUAAGAAAGAAUUAAUAUUUCGAAAGUUUAAGAAAGAGGAAAAGUUAUAGAGUGAAACGAGUAAUGAAGCGAGUCUUGAUUUGUGCUUUGAUUGAUUAGGAAGAUACAGCUUAGCUUAAUCUUGCUUGAAGACUAUUUGCAAGUUUCUGGUUGUAAUUUGACAGUUUCAUGUGAAUAUUUUGCUUGAAGACUAUCGUUAAGUUUCUGGUCUA